Molecule: messenger RNA, 1397 nt
Organism: Silurus meridionalis
Lineage: Eukaryota; Metazoa; Chordata; Actinopteri; Siluriformes; Siluridae
Gene: trappc3
Product: trafficking protein particle complex subunit 3
Exons: 5
Coding region: 136-678 (180 amino acids)
Biological process (GO): intra-Golgi vesicle-mediated transport; endoplasmic reticulum to Golgi vesicle-mediated transport
Cellular component (GO): cis-Golgi network membrane; cytosol; TRAPP complex
Source: RefSeq, a predicted model, not a curated record
UGACCUCUGCGAUGCGGAAGUGAACCAGGAAGUCGGUUUGAAAGCGAUACAGGAACACGAUCAGUGUAUUUCAAGAGCAGGUUAAUAAAAUAUAUCUUGGAACCUACGAGCACAAAAGCUGUAACGCAAUACACCAUGUCCAGGCAGUCCAACAGAACCACAGAUAACAAGAAGAUGAAUUCUGAGCUGUUCACUCUGACAUAUGGAGCCCUGGUCACACAGCUCUGUAAGGAUUAUGAGAACGACGAGGAAGUGAACAAGCAGCUCGAUAAAAUGGGUUACAAUAUUGGCGUACGUCUCAUCGAGGACUUCUUGGCUCGCUCCAGUGUGGGCAGGUGUCAAGAUUUCCGAGAAACCGCCGAUGUCAUUGCAAAGGUAGCCUUUAAGAUGUAUCUGGGUAUCACCCCCAGUGUGACGAACUGGAGCCCUGCUGGAGAUGAGUUCUCUCUCAUCUUGGAGAGCAAUCCACUGGUGGACUUUGUGGAACUUCCAGACAACCAUAACACUCUGAUUUACUCGAACCUACUGUGUGGUGUGCUACGAGGAGCUCUGGAGAUGGUGCAAAUGGCAGUGGACGUGCGUUUUGCUCAAGACACUUUAAGAGGAGACAAUGUGACAGAAAUUCGCAUGAAGUUCAUCAAAAGGAUCGAAGAAAAUCUGCCUGCUGGUGAUGAAUGAAGCUUCUGUAAUGAUGUGACUGAAGAAGCUGAAACGCACUGGACUAGGGGAUCUCAAAGACUUUGAGCGUUAAGUUUGGUCCAAAAAACAGCGAUUCUUUAGCUAAAAAAAAAGCUGCUCCUUUUGAUUGGCGUAUAAGAAAAAUGUAAGUAUUUAGUUUUAUUAGAAACAUUUUUUUUGGAUUAUCACAUUUCCAACAAAGAAUGUGAUCUGUGACGUCCCUUAAACACCUCUAUUUGAUAUUAAAUGGACCUGUAUCAAAUUAUAUUAGGCUUUCUUCACUAUUUACCUGGUGUAGAAGUUACAGUUCCUCCCACUUAAUGUUUAACGAACAGAUUUUGACUUUCUUUAUUCUUGCAUUGUGGAUAAGCUGAUUGGAAGAAGCACGAGGAAGGAUGUACACGCUUGUUUUAAGUAGGCACAGAUGUAUACUGCAUUCCUUUUAACUAGUGAUAUCUUUAUCUUCCCUAUUGGCCCCAUGUUGAAAUGGUUUUCAGACUUUUGGAAUUUGCAUCUAAUAGUUUGGCAAAAAUAUGUAUUCACUAAAAACAAGGAAAGCUCCACAAAUGAAAUCAAAUAAAGGGUUGCAUAUGGUUCUGCUACUUUGGACAUUUUUGUGCAAUCAGCAUAUUGUUCUUUAAAGUGUAUGUGUCAUGUUUGAGUUCAUUUAUAUAUUAAAAACAAAUAUGAGAUGGAUUAAAUUACUAACUCGAUGUGAA